AUGGGUUCCAACGGCUACCAGGCUCCCGCGGUCACCAAAUCGCCCUUUACCCCCUACUUUACCCCCGCUAACAAUGGCGGUGCCGCUCUCCAUCCCGAGGACCCCAAAACACCCACCCUCUUUCGCCCUCUGCAGAUCCGCAAUGUCACCCUCAAGAACCGCAUCAUGGUUUCCCCCAUGUGCAUGUACUCGUGCGAAUUCGACCCGUCGUCGCCGUUCGUCGGCGCCCUGACCAACUACCACCUCGCCCAUCUCGGCCACCUCGCCCUCAAAGGCGCCGGCCUGAUCAUCAUCGAGGCCACCUCCGUCCAGUUUAACGGCCGCAUCACGCCCAACGACUCGGGCCUCUGGCAGGACGGUACGGACUCGGAGCAGUUCCGCGGCCUGCAGCGCGCCGUCGAGUUGAUGCACAGCCAGGGCGCGAAAGUCGGCAUCCAGCUCGCGCACGCCGGUCGUAAAGCCAGUACCGUGGCGCCGUGGGUGGCCGCGGAGGCCGGCAAGGCGAGACUCCGGGCCGACGAGAGCGUGGGCGGGUGGCCCCACGAUGUCGUGGGUCCGUCCGGGGGCGAGGAGCACCGCUGGAGUCCUGUGGAGAACGAGUACUAUGCGCCGCGGGCGCUGAGCACGGCGGAGAUCCAGGAGCUCAUCGCGGCGUUUGCGCGCAGUGCGCAGCUGGCCGUGGCCGCAGGCGUCGACGUGAUCGAGAUCCACGGUGCGCACGGCUAUCUGCUCAACGAGUUCCUGAGCCCCGUCACGAACAAGCGCACCGACGAGUACGGUGGCAGCUUCGAGAACCGCACGCGCAUCGUGCGCGAGGUCGCGGCGGCGAUCCGUGCCGUCAUCCCUGCGGACAUGCCGCUGUUCCUGCGUAUCAGCGCGACGGAGUGGCUGGAAGGGCAGGCGGUGGCGGCGGAAUCGGGAACCUGGGACAUCCAGAGCUCCAUCGAGCUGGUCAAGAAGCUGCCCGAGUGGGGCAUUGAUUUCGUGGACGUCAGUUCCGCCGGGAACCACAAGGACCAGAAGAUCAACAUCCACCCAACAUUGCAGACCGACCUGGCCGGCCAGAUCCGGGAAGCUGUGAAAGCUGCGGGCGCAUCGACGCUGGUCGGCGCCGUCGGGCUGAUCACCGAGGCCGAGCAGGCCAGUAGACUCGUCCAAGGCGCUGACGAGGCAAGCACCGCCGAAGCGAUGCUACCGGGCCCGUCACCCAUGGCGGAUGCGAUCCUGAUUGCGCGGCAGUUCCUGCGCGAGCCCGAAUGGGUGUUUAACACGGCCAAACGACUUGGAGUGCCGGUCACGGUGCCGCGUCAGUUCGAAAGGGCCGCUUGA
This is a messenger RNA of Aspergillus clavatus NRRL 1, 1329 nucleotides long. Its product is annotated as NADH:flavin oxidoreductase/NADH oxidase. The transcript has a single exon. The coding region runs from base 1 to 1329 and encodes 442 amino acids. Gene Ontology annotation, molecular function: NADPH dehydrogenase activity; FMN binding; NADP binding. Gene Ontology annotation, cellular component: intracellular anatomical structure. NCBI's taxonomy places the organism in Eukaryota, Fungi, Ascomycota, Eurotiomycetes, Eurotiales, Aspergillaceae. The record is from RefSeq and is a predicted model, not a curated record.